CCAUUUUUUUUUUACAGACUAAUAGAUUUUUUGAGAGCAAUAUCCAGGGUGUAAGCACUGUUAGUGUUUCUGUGUAGGUAGCAAUUAGUGCAUUAAAAAUUAAAAUGGUGAAUGGCACAAAGAGGUUAAAAGAUAUACAUACACGCACACUUGUGCUCACACCCAUCCACAACCUCACACACACGUAAAUAUUUUUGUAUAUAUAUAUAAUGAGUACAUUUUGUAAAUGAAAAUUCUUUGUCUACAUUUUUUUGUUUUUAAUAUUUUUUUUAUUUUAAAGAAUUUUCUAAUUUAAUUAGCCUGCUUGUUCUAUAAAAGAUGUUGAAUUGCUUCAUGUACUGAAUUCAUUCAGACAUUGUCUAUUCAUCAGAUAGUUAAUAAUGUAAGAGUAAAACAAAGACUUUUCCUCACACAGCCUCUCUCCACCCGACCUCGUCGAGACGCGUCACACGAAGACGACAGCCAGAAGUCGUACCUCAGUCCACGUGUCCAAGCUAGCUAUGGCUAAUGACAUCACAGAAUCUGUCAUCAAUGUCACUGCCAGUAGCCUAGAACCUGUCAAAGAAUAUACCGCUAUGGAACGGUUUUUGCUCUCUUACCCACAUCUCGCAGCCUGGAAGAUUGCCUCGCCUUUCAUUGUCUUCUUUGGCACCUUUGGCAACGUGAUGAUCAUCGUGAUAAUGAGGCGAAUGAGGCAGGGCCAGUCGUCAAACUCUAUGUCAUUGUACUUCACGGCAUUGGCGGUAUCCGACCUGCUAAUCUUAUAUACAGGGCUUCCUCAAGUAUGGAUGUUUCGUACCUUUGGGUUUCAGCUCUACCGUCUUCAUGUUUCCAUUUGCAAACUUAUUCCGUUUUUCACCUAUUCAUGUGGCACAGGCUCUACCUGGCUUAUCGUUGCCAUGACGAUGCAAAGACUAAUGUCGGUUGUGUGGCCCCAUCAUAAAAGCUUUUCGUGUACAGAGAGAAAGGUUGGACUAGUUAUAGCUAUGAUUGCCACCAUACAGAUUGGAUUCAAUGUAUCUAAAAUUAUUUCCUAUGAACUAAUUAACGGAGUGUGCGAUAUUGUAAACGAAGAGUUAUGGUACUACGACCAAGUUAUCUAUCCUUGGAUCGAUGUUGUAAUAACCACACUUAUUCCGUUUGCUGUUUUGGUCAUCGGUAACAGCGUGCUGCUGUGGACAGUGAUUCAGUCUGUGAAGGUGGCGCGUGUGAUGACCUCAGGUAGAGGUGACCAGGUCAACACUCGCCGGAAAAAAGCCUCGACACUCACCGUCACCCUCAUCACGGUGUCGAUGGUGUUUCUCCUUCUCACGAUGCCCAUGAACACUUACUUUCUCAUUGUUAAUGAUAUCAGCAACGAGGAGACCAUCAUUCAGUGGGCCAGUCGUAGUUUCGCUUUUGCCAUUCUCGACUUGGCUUGGUUCAGUCACAGCGCCAUAAAUUUUUAUAUCUACUGCCUGACUGGUUCUAAAUUCAGAAAUGAGCUGAAAUCUUUGUUUUGUAGACGAUACCCGGCGCUGGAAAGGUCAAAGGCCACCUCCCUGACCAGCGGCACAACGAGUUUUAAGUAA
This is a messenger RNA of Pomacea canaliculata, 1571 nucleotides long. RefSeq names its product probable G-protein coupled receptor 139. Lineage: Eukaryota; Metazoa; Mollusca; Gastropoda; Architaenioglossa; Ampullariidae. Bases 501 to 1571 code for a protein of 356 amino acids. Gene Ontology annotation, biological process: G protein-coupled receptor signaling pathway. Gene Ontology annotation, molecular function: G protein-coupled receptor activity. Gene Ontology annotation, cellular component: plasma membrane. The record is from RefSeq and is a predicted model, not a curated record. The transcript has a single exon.